This is a messenger RNA of Helianthus annuus (common sunflower), 1210 nucleotides long. RefSeq names its product zinc finger protein ZAT5. The transcript has a single exon. Bases 38 to 1009 code for a protein of 323 amino acids. NCBI's taxonomy places the organism in Eukaryota, Viridiplantae, Streptophyta, Magnoliopsida, Asterales, Asteraceae. The record is from RefSeq and is a predicted model, not a curated record.
UUUUUCUACAUUCUCAUUCCUCCAUCUUCAACCACCCAUGGAUCCCACCACCAUCCCACCCCAAACCACCACCACCUCCGGUGGCGGCGACAACGACGGUCCAAAGGAUCUCACCACCAUCAUCAAACGCAAACGUACCAAACGCCAAAGACCCACCAAUAUUCUCACUCUUUCUUCCACAUCCUCCACCGCUUUCCACCCUUCACCGUCGUCAUCUUCUGAUUUUCCGGCCGGUAGCACCACCACGGAGGACGAAGAUACCGCAAACUGCCUCAUUCUUCUCUCUAGAGGCCAAAAUAUAUACACCAUGCAAACCAAUAACAUCGGGGAAUCAUCAUCAGGAUACAAGUUUAACAGCAAAAGAUACAUACAAACAACGUCCCACGAGGGUAACGGAAUUUAUGUCUACGAGUGCAAGACAUGUAGCCGUACGUUUUCGUCGUUUCAAGCUCUGGGAGGCCAUCGAGCUAGCCACAAGAAACAUAACGAAUUCGAUAAGCGAAAAUCACCUUAUAUUUCCGACGAAGAUGAAGAACCUUCGCAACCGAGGAAGAACAACUAUCCCUCAUCAUCACUCUCUCUUCAAUUAAACCACACGAACAAAUUUAUAAGUUGCAAGGUUCACGAAUGUUCAAUAUGCGGUGCGGAGUUUAAUUCCGGACAAGCAUUGGGAGGGCACAUGAGGCGACACCGCGGUAAUAUUAAUAUGAAUAUCACCGCGGUGUCUGCUGCCGCAGAUACUGGAACCAAUACCACGUUGUCAUUGGUUCCGUAUACUGUGGUUGCAUCCGUGGUGAUGGAUGAUCAUCGGGAUUAUCAAAAGUCAACGGAUGAUGGUUUAUGCUUGAAUUUGGAUCUUAAUCUGCCAGCACCGCCGGAAAUAUCUGUCGGUGUGUCAGAUCAAGAUCAACAUGGGGAAUCGAGCUUUAAAUUUUCCACCAAUCAGAACAAAAAACAGCCUACCGUUCAUUUGUCUGCAACUCCAACAUUAGUGGAUUGUCACUACUGAAACAAAGGUGCAAAAGGAUUAUAUUUUGUACUCAGAUUAAUUAUUAAUUGGUACACAUUUAAUCUUGUGGAGGUAAGAUGUGAAUUUGUUCAUCAUACCCACAAGUUACUAAUUUUCUUUUCUUUUUUUUAUUGUGGAUCACAUUCUUUUGAUUAUAUGAUCAAUUGUUGAUACUGGAUACAUUUGAACUUCUUUUAUCAA